Messenger RNA from Chroicocephalus ridibundus (black-headed gull), 3848 nucleotides. It is a transcript of the gene STX17, whose product is annotated as syntaxin 17. Gene Ontology annotation, molecular function: SNAP receptor activity; SNARE binding. Gene Ontology annotation, biological process: vesicle fusion; intracellular protein transport; vesicle-mediated transport. Lineage: Eukaryota; Metazoa; Chordata; Aves; Charadriiformes; Laridae. The transcript is spliced from 9 exons. The record is from RefSeq and is a predicted model, not a curated record. Bases 346 to 1251 code for a protein of 301 amino acids. Gene Ontology annotation, cellular component: endomembrane system; autophagosome membrane; SNARE complex.
UCCUCCUUCCUCCGCCCCGGCCGCUUCCCGCCCCGCACCGAGAGUUACGGAGGGAAACAAACAUGAGGAAAAUGUCCCCGGGGGGGAUGCGUCUGUCGGGAGGGGGCUGGGCCGCGUCCCGCCGAGGGGCAUCACUGCGCUCCGGCUCCCGCCUAGCGUCCCGGGACGCCGCUGGCCGCCCUCCGCGCCUCGGCCGACACAUGAAACCCAGCUUCCCUUUGCCAGACGCACUUUUGGCUUUCUCACUGGCCUGAUGGAAGAUGCGUACCACUUGCCUCCUUUGAAGGGGUUUCGACUUUGGUGAAGGUACACUGGGCAAGUAUUGACUUGAAAGCUGCUUUUAGGAUGUCUGAAGAUGAUGAAAAAGUCAAGCUCCGUCGAAUUGAACCUGCCAUUCAGAAAUUCGUUAAAGUGGCAAUUCCAACAGAUUUGGAGAGGUUAAGAAAACACCAAAUAAAUAUUGAGAAGUAUCAAAGAUGCAGACUCUGGGACAGAUUGCACGAAGAGCACAUUAACGCAGGACGAACUGUUCAGCAACUCCGAGCCAAUAUGAGAGAGAUGGAGAAACUCUGUUUGCGAGUCCGGCAGGAAGACAUCCCAGUUCUGCAGAGAAUGAUAAAUCCAGUUAAAGAGGAAGCUUCAUUUGCCAUAAAAGACUUCCUGCAGCUCCAUUCUCAAUCUGCAGAAGAACUUAAAAAGCAACUGGAAGCACAGGACGAUGCCUCUUUGACCAGAUCUGCAACUGUAGGAGGAGAAACUUUAUCUAACACGGAAGUGAAGGACGGCUCCCAAAGUUUAAUCCAGAUCUACUCCCGCCUUCCCGAAAUACCUCAGGAAGAAAAUGCAGCUGAGUCCUGGGAAACUUUAGAAGAGGACUUGAUUCAGCUUAGCCAGUUGGUGACCGAUUUUUCUCUCUUAGUCAGCUCGCAGCAGGAGAAGAUUGACAGGAUUGAAGACCAUGUCAACAGUGCUGCUGUGAAUGUUGAAGAGGGAACCAAAAACUUGGGGAAGGCUGCAAAAUACAAGCUGGCAGCUCUGCCUGUGGCAGGUGCAGUCAUCGGUGGAGUGGUGGGGGGUCCUAUUGGUCUCCUUGCAGGCUUCAAAGUGGCAGGAAUUGCAGCUGCACUGGGUGGUGGGAUUUUGGGUUUCACAGGUGGAAAAUUGAUACAAAGAAGAAAACAAAAAAUGAUUGAGCAGAUCUCUUCCAGCUGUCCAGAGCUUUCUCGCCAAAGUGCCAAAAAAUCCAGCUGAAGUAUAGAUUCAUUUUGACUCGGAACAAGAGUGUAGUACCCGUGCUAAUGACAGACUUGCAGCCUUAUGCUUUACAUAUAAGGCUGAGUUGUGUGAAUUUUUGACAUCAGUACUGUUACUUGGGAGGGGUGAAAUGGACAUGUCCGAAUUUCUCUUUUCCGAUGUGGUGACAUCAGUCCUUUGAAUAUUAUAUGGAUAACUUUUAAUUAUAGAUUUCUUAGGUGAGCUAUAUGCGCAGCUGUUAAUGAUGGGUGACAGGUGCUUCAUGCCAAAUUUGCACAAAGUGUCUUGCAGACAAUACAAAGGGAGGUAUGUGGAAAACCCUAGUGCUUUCCCCUGAACACCCCCCAGAAGCCGGAGCUUUUAUUAUAGUGCUCUAAAGAAAAAGAAAUAAGCUCUAUCUUUCAUUGUCAUAGUAUUUUAUAUUUACUCUAAUUUAUCUGGAUUCCCAAACCUUCCUGUGUGUACCCCCAGGAUAUGACUGGCAAUACCUGUUCAGUAACACACAGCGUUAGCUGCCAUAGGAAAAGGUGAAAAUGUUGGGUGAGCGAUGUGGAAAAAAGCCUCAUGCGUAUCCCACAUCUGCCUCCAUCAGCCAAAUUGGAUCAGCAUCAUAAGCAGCUUUUCCCCUUUUCCAGGUGCUUUUUUUAAUUAAAAUUUGUAAACUCAUCUUAUUCAAAGUAUAGUUAAGAAUUAAACAGUCUAAGCGGCAACCCUGCGGGACUGCUCUAGGAGAAUAAGAAAACAUUUUCCAUGGCUCUUCAGCUCCUUGGCUUGUCCUGGGAACACCGUACAGGAUGAAGUGACACGAUCUGGCACCCUGAGCCUGAAGCCUCAGCUUACUUAAGCAGCGCUUAAUGCCAGGCGUUGCCCUUGCUUCUCAUGUCCUGUCACCAGCACGCGCUCUGGGGGGAGAGCCAGAGAGCUUCCCUGGGAGGCAGUCUUUCCUGUCUCUCAAGGGUGGCAUUAGGCACCAGGUCAAAGGAUGGUGAAGCAGCGAGGCCCUUUAAACAGUGCCAAAACAGUGCCAGUCUCAGCUGACGUCCCCAGAUGAUGGGACUGUUUUGCAAAUGCCAACCUGCUACCAUUUACAAUAAACUAUACUUCUUUGGGUCGGCUGCCCACCUCCUGCAUGCUGGGCAGUUCCGAAACUUCUGCUUCAGCUCACGCAGUAGAGUAGCUUCUCAGCCUUUUCAAGAUUUUGGGACACGCCGUGGAGCCUGGAUGGGGCACAAUUCUGUUAGUGCUUUUGCUAGCUUUUUAUAGCGGGCGCCUGUUACUCUUACCAUCCGUAUUUUGCUGCUUAAGAAGCCUUUUGCUUCUGAAAUUUCCAUUUUUAAAUACAGGAGUGUUAAUAUCCUUUUAUUAUUACUUAAUCUUACUAUUGUCACAUAAUCUACUGUUCAGCACAUGGUCCUACCUCCAUCCUUCCAGGACAGUUCCCACACUAUUGCUGCUACUGUUCGGGGGAACAGAAAUUGAGGUUGGGAAGCUGCUUUUUAAAGUUUUUAAAUUGUUCAGUUCGUCCUGAGCUCUGCUCGAGUCCAGUUUUAUGAGGUGAACGCUGAAGUCAGCGUUCAGUGAGAAGGCUCCCUAGCAGGGAACACUGUAUAAGGAAGCAGACUAUAGAAAGAGCUCCCUUUUCUUAACCAGUGCUUUGAUAUCAUCAUUGGAAAUAACUGUCUACUAACGACAGCUGAUGGGGUUUUGUGCCUAGAGCCACUGUAAGCAACUGUUAGUUACAGCACAAAUAUCUUUUUCUGAACAGUUCUUCCUUGUUACUUUUAAGAUAUGAUUGAAAUUGCUCUCAGUCAGAGCACUGUGUCUAUUUUAAGUAGGUCUGAGGCUCAGGGAAGCAACGUGUGCAAGAAUAGUUUUCACAGGUAAUUGCAAACAUUGUCAGAACUGCGUGUGUUAAAGCCACAGUGCCUACGUCUGUAACAUCAGCUGGAGUGGAAAACAUCAACCAAGUAAUUCAGCUCUUUUGCUCCUGUCAGGCAAAAAGCGCUUUUCUUUAAAUGGAUGUAAACACGUUAAAUGAGCUUGUAACAACUUCAUAUAAGGCUGUUCAUUCCUUUGAUAUGUAAUUUCUACAUUUAAAGGAAGAAACAAAGGAAAAAAAAAAAGUGUUCUUCAUCAAAAACUGUGGUUGAUUCUUUGUAUGUUUUAAAAAGCCAUCUCUGCUUUCCUACUGUAUGCGUUGAAACCUUGUGCAUUUAAAUGACAGCAGCCACACCAGAGACACUGAGGACUCCACCCUCUUCCCCCAAGCUGGACUAACGCCGGGACAAUCUAAAUUCAUGAAACUGGAUUCCUGCCAUGGGCUAUACAAAUUCAGCUUGGUAUAUGCUCAUCUUAUGAAAUGUCUAGCACAAAAACUAUUCUUCCUCCUUGUGUCUUUAAGGAAGCAAGUUCAAAACAUUGUGCACACACUAGACUUGGGAGACUAUUAUUUAAGCUAUGAUUUUUUUAAAAAUAGAUGGGUUAUUUACAUAUGUGAAGAAACACGGGCAUCUGAGUAACCAAACUAGCAUUUAAAUUGCUAGGUAUGUAAGAUAUACGUAAUUCUUUCAGACCAAAUAAAAAGUUUUUGCCUA